GGUGGGAAAAGAAAACAACGCAUCAGCAGCGGCUGUGCCAGCGUGCGUCCCGUUUGUAUUACGCACGACAAGGCUGCGAACCCCCUGCAAGCUCGGGACAUCGUAAAGCCUAAAACAGACACUGCUAUGUUGAAGUGAGUUAGAUAUGACUGAUGUGGAGGCGACGUAUGAAGACUUCAUAGCCUCUGGAAGGACAGGCAGGAGGAAUGCAGUGCAUGACAUUCUGGGGGACUCCGGUGGGCUGGAUGCGAGUCAGCUCUCCCAGACUCUCUCUGAGCUCAACAUCAACAAAACAGAAGAGGGGAACGAUGGAGAGAAAAGCCAAGGUUCCUCAGACUCCGAUCCCAAACCAGAGGAAAGUAAAGAGGACGGAACAUAACAGACUCCUGUAAAAGAAGGAGGAAAGGUGGAAAUAUCCCAUCAGUUCCCUCUAGUGGCUGAUUCGAGGACUGAGCAUGGAAGAGCUGCGGUUCACACAGUGGAGGUGGCGCCCUCUGCUGGACUGUUCUCUGAGCAGCUUGGCCUUAAAGGUGCAGCUCCUACACCCUGCUGUACGGGGCUGGGCCUGCAGCUUCAGUAACGGAUGAGGCUUUAUGCUGUAGCGUCGCUGCGGAUGUGGGCAGUGACCCGGUCAGUCACCUCAAUACCAUAGCUGAUGUAGAAAUCACCUUCCCCUAGCUGAUCACCGUAGCUGUUAGCUAUUCAUCUGGAGCUAAACCUGUGAGACCUCCAGCCAGGGCUGCUGAUGCGUAGAUACAGGCAGCUGGAGACGUAGGAUUUUUAGGGUUGCUGUGCUUUUGAUGGCGGAAAACGUUGACUUUCCAAAGAAAACAGAAGAAAGACAUCGGUCAUCUUUUGAGUCUGGACAAAGGCACUUAAUUUCAGAUCAACUGCCAAAGUAGCCGUGCUAAAAUACUGAUCUCUGAGUGGUUUUUAUAUAUAUAUGCGGUGUUGUCGUUGUAAUACAUAUGAAUUAUUUUUUGAGUUGCGAUUUGAGUUGGUUUGGUUUUCUUCGAUGAUUGCAGCAGGUGUGUUUUUUUCCCUUCUUUGGUUAUUACUGAAUACACACAAGACAUUAACCUUCACGUAACACAGAUGCUGCACUCUGAAUGUUGACAAGUCUCAUCAGAACUGAGAAAUUUAAAAAGAAGCCGUCUAAAAAGAUCAUGCAUGACACAAUGAUAUAUUCAUAAUAUACUGAGAGAAUAUAUGUGUAAAGAUGUUCACAUCAUGCAGCCGUGUAACAGUGAGCUAAACGUUUCCAGUAUGUUGUGAUUUCUUGAUUGUGUGAUUUUUUUUCUAUUAC
Messenger RNA from Colossoma macropomum (tambaqui), 1306 nucleotides. It is a transcript of the gene pkia, whose product is annotated as cAMP-dependent protein kinase inhibitor alpha. The record is from RefSeq and is a predicted model, not a curated record. Lineage: Eukaryota; Metazoa; Chordata; Actinopteri; Characiformes; Serrasalmidae. Gene Ontology annotation, biological process: negative regulation of cAMP-dependent protein kinase activity. The transcript is spliced from 3 exons. Gene Ontology annotation, molecular function: cAMP-dependent protein kinase inhibitor activity. Bases 146 to 379 code for a protein of 77 amino acids. Gene Ontology annotation, cellular component: nucleus; cytoplasm.